Messenger RNA from Liolophura sinensis, 1981 nucleotides. RefSeq lists its product as uncharacterized. The transcript is spliced from 11 exons. The record is from RefSeq and is a predicted model, not a curated record. The coding region runs from base 83 to 994 and encodes 303 amino acids. NCBI's taxonomy places the organism in Eukaryota, Metazoa, Mollusca, Polyplacophora, Chitonida, Chitonidae.
AUUGCCUACAGCAACGUUAGAUCUUGUCAUCACACACAGUUUUGUUGCACUCGACUACGAGAGACACUAUAUAAAGAUUGAAAUGGAAGAAAAGAAGGCGAACCCCCGACUGAGUCACCUGGGUUGGAGUGAAGAGGUCCCCACCAUGGCUAUGUUUACACCAUCUGACGACGGGGACUGGUUCCCUGGGAACCUCACCUCAGAGGUUUAUGAGAUUGUGGUUGGUGGCCCCAGGCUGAAGUGCCUGGAUGGCCUGGGCUUUGGCCUGGGCUGGGCCCUGAGGGGACGGGUCUUCCACCCUAAAGGUGUGCUGCCUACAUCCGUGUUUACGCCAAGCCAGCCAAUGGAAAUAAAAUCUCCGCUCUUCCACAAGGAAUUGUUUUUCACACUCCGUCAGGUGGGAACGGCGACAGACAGUAAAUGUGUCUACCAGGUAAAAUUUACACCUGUGCCUUUGUGGCCAGAGGAUUGGCAGCAACAUCGCCCCAAGCCAAAUCUGAAGAAAUCUUCAAAAGUCAUUUCCCAGACCCAAAGUUAUCCUACUGGGCCUCACUCCAGACAUGCCAGGGGUCUUGGGCUGUCAUUGGACUACCUUGACAGGAUGGAUAGACCGUUGCCUGUCAAAGGCCACGCCAAAGCUGACAUCACUGUCUGGAGAACACCGCAGUUCUCUCCCCUUCCCGACAGCGUCUUCUGCGUUGGAUCUAGCUCACCAUUGGAAGCUGACUGUGUGGAAAUUUUAUUCAACAAGAUUUUUGAGAAAGCGCAGAGCAUCCCUGUCUACAAGCCUAAGGAGACAGGUAGAGCCCGAGGGGACGUGGUCACUAAGACUGAAGAAAAACAUGAAUCACUGCCUGUGCUUAUCGAGGAACAGCCAAAAGUACCAGAUACCCCCAUUGUCAUUGAGCCAAAGAAACGCUCGUUCAAGAAGAAGCUGGGGUCCUUCAUGAGGCGACUUUUUGGCUGCGCAGCUUCACCUAGCCAAGAACAUUAAUUCAACCCAUAGCCUUUGAAAUAUCCACUGCACUGAAAUCUAAACUAAAGCUGUCUCCCAGUUCUGUCCCUGUUGUCAGCUCGCAGGCUUAAAUAUUGGCAUGUUUAUCUUCAAACUUUCGGCUCACAAUUCAAGUCCUGAUUUUGGACUCAAAUUUCCUUUUCCUGUUCCCUGUGACCUCAGUUCCCUCCCCUGUUCGAUUGUUGCUGACUUUUAAGUUCAGCAGUACCAAAGUCUCAGCAAUCGAUCCAUUUUCCUGAUUGGCCAUUCUCUAUACUUAGUUCCUUAGAUCCACUGAUCUGUUGGGUUUUUGUUUGUGCUGACAUGUGAGGAUGGUGGAGUGGGUGUGUGGAUGGAGGGUCACUGGCGGGGCAUUGAUUUACCCGUAAACCCAGAGUGUGUGAGUGAGAGGUGCCUUGGGGGUCCCUGGCGCGGCAUUGGGUUGCCCGUAAACCCCUGGGGAAGUGUAUGGGGACCACUCUCACAUUCAGGUCAUACAUGCAGCUCACCAGCUCAUUGGGAAUAAGUACCUGGGUAUACAGGUGUGUCAGCGGGAAAUAAGGAACGGUGAGAUGGGUGCAAGUGGGACCCUGAAUGGUGAGGAGGAACUGCCGACAGGACAAAGAAUGAGGCAUCUGAGAACAGGAAUACUAAAUUUAGUUGUAAGUCAAACUAAUCAAAAUUGAGCUGCAUGGAAGAAUUAUUUGAAAGGAACAAAGUUCUGGGAGGCAAUUUUAAUCAUCAAUUUUCUACUGAUCUUUUUGUCUAGAGUACAGUAAAUAUAUUUACACCUGUACUUUAAUAUAUUUACCACUUUACAAAAUGGUCUGAUCUUGAAGACUUGAAGAAGUUCUUAUACUAUUAUUAAAUGUGCCAAAUGUGAUUUGUUUUCUGAAAGAUUUAUACAUUUUUAAUUGUUUAUAAAUGUACAAAAAUGUAUACAUUUUCAUAUGAAUUUUACCAAUAUAUAUAUUUAUUUAUCCUCAA